GAAAAUCGGCAAAACAGUCUGUCACCGCGUUCGUUUCUCUUUGUGCACCGUUCUUUCAGCGCCCAGUCGUGGUCUUCCCUCGUUCAACCUUUUCAAAAAAUUGUUCACUACUAGUUCGCGGCCAUUAAAAAACACUGCAAUACAAAAGUUAUUUUAUCAUUUCCUAAUCAGUACAGUGAUAACUAUACCGACAGCAGCAUCACGGCGACCGUGGGCUAAAAAAAGCAAAAUGUAUGCGUACAGUGGGAUUUUCGGCACCUUCGUGCUGCUACUAGCGGUGGCGUUUGCCCACGAUGAGGACACCCAAAGCGUCCUGCUGACCAAGGACAACUUCGCGUCGGAACUGGAGACGAGCAAUUACUUUGUGAUGUUCUUCGCUCCCUGGUGCGGUCACUGCAAAAAGCUAGCUCCGACCUGGUCCAAGUUGGCUGAAAGCAAAAACGAAGACAGUGCGGCCCAGGUAAAGAUCGGCCGAGUAGACUGCACUACCGACGGUGAGCUAUGCAGCGAACAGGACGUCACCGGCUAUCCAACGCUGAAGUUCUUCAAAGCCGGAGCCACCGGUUCGGAGGCAUCGGUCAAAUAUCGGGGAGCGCGUGAAAUGGACGCCUUCGGUUCCUUCCUCCGGGAGCAGCUCGGUUUGGAAGCGACAGAAGAUGAUGAUGAGGAGGAGACAGAAUCCGUUGCCGAACCGCCGAAACCCGUUUCGGCACUGGUCGAGCUGACCGAUGACACCUUUGCCAAGCACAUCUCCAGCGGAAAGCAUUUUGUCAAGUUCUUCGCCCCAUGGUGUGGUCACUGUACCAAGCUGGCACCCACCUGGGAACAGCUGGCCGAAACGCUACAACACGACACAUCGAUCAGCGUGUCCAAAAUCGACUGCACCCAGUACCGGCCGAUCUGUACCGACUUCGAGGUGAAAGGCUAUCCAACGCUGCUGUGGAUCGAGGACGGCAAGAAGAUCGAAAAGUACUCCGGUGCUCGAACUCACGAGGACUUGAAGGCGUACGUGUCCAAAAUGGCCGGCGGAAUUAGCGGUGACGAAACCGAAAAAACGAUUGAUGGCGCCGAAAAAGACAACACUUCGGCAGUUCUGCAACUAUCGGAACCGAACUUCCAGCACACCAUUGAAAAGGGUGUCACCUUUAUUAAAUUUUACGCUCCCUGGUGUGGUCAUUGUAUGCGCCUGGCUCCAACCUGGGAACAGCUGGCGGAGAAAUUCAUCGGCUCGGAUACGGUCAAGAUCGCCAAGGUGGACUGCACCCUCGAGGUGAACAAGGUUCUGUGCGGCGAACAGAAGGUGAACGGUUUCCCUACCGUUUUUAUCUACCGCAACGGAGAGGUCCUGAGCGAGUACAACGGUAAUCGUUCGCUAGAGGAUCUGCACGAUUUCGUUACCCGGCAUCUGGUCGAACACGACGAGUUGUAAUUCGUGUCUCCCCCUAACCGGAACUGUUGCGUUUCAUUCAAUCAUAUCUCGAUUCUGGCGACCAGUACGGCGCUGAUUAGAUUGUGGAAAAGCAGCGCAAAAAGACAAAAAAGAACAAACUUAAACGUAGAAACAUUUAUUAAAUUUAAAUAAAAAGUGAAAUGGAUAAACCA
This is a messenger RNA of Wyeomyia smithii (pitcher-plant mosquito), 1602 nucleotides long. It is a transcript of the gene prtp, whose product is annotated as thioredoxin domain-containing protein 5 homolog. Lineage: Eukaryota; Metazoa; Arthropoda; Insecta; Diptera; Culicidae. Gene Ontology annotation, biological process: protein folding. The record is from RefSeq and is a predicted model, not a curated record. Gene Ontology annotation, cellular component: endoplasmic reticulum. The coding region runs from base 230 to 1429 and encodes 399 amino acids. Gene Ontology annotation, molecular function: protein disulfide isomerase activity. The transcript has 3 exons.